Molecule: messenger RNA, 1534 nt
Organism: Mycetomoellerius zeteki
Lineage: Eukaryota; Metazoa; Arthropoda; Insecta; Hymenoptera; Formicidae
Exons: 7
Coding region: 416-1489 (357 amino acids)
Biological process (GO): signal transduction
Molecular function (GO): protein binding
Source: RefSeq, a predicted model, not a curated record
GGGGAGACUGACAUCAGCAGCAUGUCACGUGCAGUCAUUCUGUCACGUAUAAAGCUGCUAUUUCGUUUGUAUGUUUCGUCGUAUGACAAAUGUAUACAGGACAGAGAGGUCCUCGGAUCUCUCUCUAUCUUGUAGCCAAUCAACAGGCUUGAAAAAUUUGUUGUACGACAAAAACGCACAAAUGAAAUAUCACCUAAAGAAAGCAUAGCCUUCAAUUGUGAUAUUUAGUUUUUACUGAACUAAAUUAUUUAACUUGAGAUCUAUAUUUUUUAAUAUAGAUCUUUAAAUAUCCCAAUCAUAUACCAUGUUCAUGUCAAUGCAAAUUAUUGCAGAAGCAAGCACAGCGGUAAUGCAAUCAAAUCACACUGAUACUUGCAACACAACCUAACUUUUUUUGCUAAUAAAACUCAGCAAGAUGUUUGCAAAAAGGAAAGUAGAUCCGGAGUUGGAAAAAUUGAGAAACGAAGUGGAUGGACCACCAAAUUUAGAUAUGACUAUUGUGAAUAUUCAGAGAGAAUCAUCGCGCAUUCACGCUGCAUAUUUGUUUGAGCAUAUUGGUAAAGCUACAUUACAAAAACUAUGUUUGUUGCUGAGUUCUACAGCAACAGGGAAAAUCUACGAUGGAUGGCAGGAGUUCGCAGCACAUAUGGGCUUAACAAUGGAACAGAUACGUUGCAUAGAUUAUGAUUUCAAAGGACUCCAGGAUCCAACAUAUUACGUGCUUUUGGCUUAUGUGCAGUUUCCAGAGGCAACAAUAGACAAAAUUCUGAGUGCUUUGCAAAAAAUGCAACGACUCGAUGUAAUAAAUCAGAUUAAGGAUUAUGUGCAUGAUCUAGUCAGUGCUACAUCACAACAUGUCAUAAGCCACGAUUUAGGACCUAAAAUAAUUCAACCUGGACAUAUACCAAAAGCACCAUUAGUUCUGAGUCCAAUUUCAACAGUGGAAUGUAAAACUAAAAUGAAAGAAAAUGAAUCAAUGUAUAUGCCACAAGAUAGUCAGCAGAAACAGCAUAAACAAACGUAUGGCUGCAUAGUUAUGUUGACGUUUGCUAAUGACGGUUUGCCAACUGCUGAGUGCAUCACGAAGAUAUUCAGGUCUAAACAACCACGAAUUGGUGUACUUAUAUUACAAGAGCAAGAGAAAAAAGUCUAUAGUCGAGCUGAAGAAUUCAUAGAUGACUGUUUCAAGCAGGUUGAUUAUGUUAUACCAAUACUGACAAAAGAGUACAUCGAAAAAAUCAAUAACCCUAUAAAAAUGUGUGAACAGCUGCAUAACAACUUGGAUACAAAAUACUUGAAAUACAUAUAUUCUUUAUUGAGAUACGAAUACGUAAGGAAUCAAUGUUGCAACAACCGUGUGAGAUGUAUUGUGCCUGAUAAAGAUGUUUAUAUGAUUGUGCGAGAAAAUCUACAUCCCACAUUGCAAGCAUGGUUUCGUGAAAGUGAUAUCGAUGAUUUCGUGAACAAUAUUCUCUUUCAUAAAAUUUGAUAUGAAAAAACCAUUAUAAACUUACAAAAAAAUAAAAAUUUUAUG